Molecule: messenger RNA, 1620 nt
Organism: Aspergillus calidoustus
Lineage: Eukaryota; Fungi; Ascomycota; Eurotiomycetes; Eurotiales; Aspergillaceae
Source: the annotation of a GenBank genome assembly
AUGUCUCAAAUCGAUGCACAGCUCAAGGACGUUGCCAUCCUCGGCAACGUGAGCAACGAAGCUCGCAAGAUCCUCACAAAGGAGGCUUGCGCUUUCCUCGCCAUCCUACAUCGCACAUUCAACCCUACCCGCAAAGCUCUGCUGCAGCGCCGCAUUGACCGCCAGGCCGAGAUUGACAAGGGCCAUCUCCCCGACUUCCUCCCAGAGACCAAGCACAUCCGUGAUGACCCCUCAUGGAAGGGUGCUCCCCCAGCGCCUGGUCUGGUCGACCGCCGCGUCGAGAUUACUGGUCCUACCGAUCGGAAGAUGGUUGUCAAUGCUUUGAACUCGGAUGUGUGGACCUACAUGGCUGAUUUCGAGGACUCUAGCGCCCCAACCUGGGAGAACAUGAUUAAUGGCCAGAUCAACUUGUACGAUGCUAUCCGUCGCCAGGUCGACUUCAAGCAGGGCAACAAGGAGUACAAGCUCCGCACAGACCGUGUGCUCCCGACCCUGAUUGCUCGCGCUCGUGGCUGGCACCUCGAGGAGAAGCACUUCACCGUUAACGGCGAGGCCAUCUCCGGCAGUCUGUUCGACUUUGGUCUGUACUUCUUCCACAACGCCAAGGAGUUGGUGGCCCGCGGGUUCGGCCCUUACUUCUACCUUCCCAAGAUGGAGUCCCACCUCGAGGCAAGACUCUGGAACGACGCCUUCAACCUUGCUCAGGACUACGUUGGCCUGCCCCGCGGCACCAUCCGUGGUACCGUGCUGAUUGAGACCAUCACCGCCGCUUUUGAGAUGGAAGAGAUCAUCUACGAACUCCGCGACCACAGCUCCGGUCUUAACUGCGGCCGUUGGGAUUACAUCUUCUCCUUCAUCAAGAAGUUCCGCCAGCACCCCAACUUCGUCCUCCCCGACCGCUCCGACGUCACCAUGACCGUUCCCUUCAUGGACGCCUACGUCAAGCUCUUGAUUAAGACCUGCCACAAGCGUGGUGUCCACGCCAUGGGUGGAAUGGCCGCCCAGAUUCCCAUUAAAGACAACGCCGAGGCCAACGAGAAGGCCAUGGAGAACGUUCGCGCUGACAAGCUCCGCGAGGUCCGUGCAGGCCACGACGGUACAUGGGUGGCCCACCCCACCCUCGCAGCCAUCGCGUCCGACAUCUUCAACAAGUACAUGCCCACCCCUAACCAGAUGCACAUCCGCCGCGAGGAUGUCCACGUUACUGCCAACGACCUCCUUAACACCAACGUCCCCGGCAAGAUCACCGAGGACGGCAUCCGCAAGAACCUGAACAUUGGUCUUUCCUACAUGGAGGGCUGGCUCCGUGGUGUCGGCUGCAUUCCCAUCAACUACCUCAUGGAGGACGCCGCCACCGCCGAAGUCUCCCGCAGCCAGCUCUGGCAAUGGGUCCGCCACGGCGUGACCACAUCCGAGGGCAAGAAGGUCGACAAGGCCUACGCUCUCCGCCUCCUCCAGGAGCAGGCCGACACCCUAGCCUCCAAAGGCCCCAAGGGCAACAAGUUCCAGCUCGCAGCCCGCUACUUUGCUGGCCAGGUGACUGGAGAAGACUACGCCGAUUUCCUGACGAGUCUGCUGUACAAUGAGAUUUCGACUCCGGGGGCUGCGUCGAAACUCUAA